Messenger RNA from Sipha flava (yellow sugarcane aphid), 2229 nucleotides. RefSeq lists its product as uncharacterized. Gene Ontology annotation, cellular component: chitin-based extracellular matrix. Lineage: Eukaryota; Metazoa; Arthropoda; Insecta; Hemiptera; Aphididae. The coding region runs from base 113 to 1993 and encodes 626 amino acids. The transcript is spliced from 18 exons. Gene Ontology annotation, molecular function: structural constituent of chitin-based larval cuticle. The record is from RefSeq and is a predicted model, not a curated record.
UCUCCGGGUAGCGGUCGACUGCGACGAUAACGACGAGUAAAAUCGUGCGGUGUGCAAAAGUCGCGUUGAAUAUAAUAUCAUAUUUAUAGUUUACGGUCGUUGCAAAAAUCGAAUGAUGCGUUUCUCGUUAGCGUUCGCAGUUUUGUUCGUGGCUGUGGCUGCAGUGUCUGCCGGGGUUUAUCCGGUGAAAACAGGCGGCGGCAAAGGCGCGUCGAAACAUUCGAAGGGUGGUGGUCAUGACAACGCAGAGGACGACCGUUUUCAUAUGCAGUCGGCCGACGGACAGUACGUUUUCGGGCACACCACCGGAACCCAGGGUCGAGCCGAAAUACGCAACAAAGACGGUACGGUGACCGGAUACUACAGUUACGUGGGCGAUAACGGUAAAGUGGUCUACGUCAAUUACGUGGCAGAUCAGAAAGGAUACAGAGUGUUGUCCAACACCGGUGUGCCGUCGGCUUCGGUCACCAUAGAAGGCGAUGCCGGAACCAAAGGUCCUCGUGCCGAAAAGGAUUUUUUACAAGUUUUUACGGACUUCACGAAACGCAUUAAGGACAAAGUCGUAAAACAGGCCGGACAAGAAACCGUGGACCUCGGUGACGGUCAACAUCAAAUCGACGUCAUUGAUCCCGCUUCAGUUUAUCCGACUAAAGAGAUAAAAUCUAUAAGUAACAAAGAAACAGACCAGUUUCCGGAUUGGAAUCGAGUAAAGAUUCCUUCAACCCAAAAACCAACAGUGAGCAUUGACGGAAUUGAAAUCACCGAAGGACAACAGCAACAAGGAACAGUAGAUCCUAAUUUGGAUAACGUAACAACUCAAAAAGUAAAUAUUAAAGGAUAUGAUAACGAUAUUCAAGGAUCUAAUAACUACGAUUGGGAUGGCGCAGUUAUAACUACAGAAACGGCUAUGAAAAAUAUCCCAUCAUAUCCCAAUCAGCCCCAAGUUCCCACUAAAGGGGAUCGAAAAGAAGAAUAUGCUGACACAACUACAGUUCACGAAGUAUACGUCCAAGAAAUCACGACUGAAAUCGGUAACUCCAAAGUCAUUACGGAGUCCCCCGUGUUCACUAAUGAUGCGGAAAACAAUUCACCAAUUUCAAAACCCGCGGAGUCAAUUGUUGUCAACGAUGCCCAGACAACAAUAUCUUAUUAUGAUGUCUCCGGAAAACCGGCGGAAGGAAGAAUGAUCAACCGAGAAGAUAUCCAGCUGACAACAAUGGGCGGAGUGAGGCAAUUCGAAGAGUCUUCGACUGUGGCGGCGGAGAUAUCGGAAAGCGUCACGACUAAUAACCAAAUCGUUCAGGAAAUCCAAGAAAAAAUCAAGACGCCACUUGAAACGGAUGUAGUACUGACAACCGGCAAACCGCUCGAUAAAGAAUCGUCCGACAACGUUCCCGUAGUCACCGAAAACCCAAGUGAUCGAAUCGAUUUAAAAAUUGCCGACGCCGAAUUCACGACGAUCACGACUGCGGUCGACGAAAAAAUGACGGUAAAUACUCGUGUGAACACCGCUUCGCCUGCAGAGUACGAACCCAAGACAACCACGUUCCAGCCCGAUGUCAAAACGAGUGACAUGGAGACCACGACGACCGGCAUUCAGUACGUGACCGAAGCGAACAGGGACGACGGUUUUGACUUCAAAACGCUCGAGCAGAGCGACGUGAUCGGGACGACGAGCAUACCGAACCGCGGACAAUCUGAGGCGCAAGAGGUGCAAGAUAUCGCGUGGCCGGAAAUACCUGCAGUGCCCGCAGUACCGCAAGUUUUGGUACCCCUGAAUCCGUAUCCCGAGAAUUCGGGCGUCAAAAACGCAGUCGUCAAAUCUCAUUCGGCCAACUCGAGACUGGUGAGAAAUUUCAACUUAAACGUAGACGACGCAAAGUCCUCGACGGUCAACUCCUUGGAAGAAAUCAAAACGACAAUGCCGACCAAUGUAUCGAUGGAUGAAGACCAUUCGACUAUGUUCUAUUCGAAAUAUUUUAUCAUAGGUUGAACAUUAAUAACAAUAAUACGCCGCAGUCGCGAUUUAAGUUAACCGUGUCUAUGUAAUAUUAUUUAAUCGUUAGUCGUAUUGAUCCUGUGCCUACUCAAAUAAGCUGCCGAGUAAACCGAAUCGUAAUUGUAAUGAACUAUAUUAUUAUAAAUGCUAAUAGUUUUUUAUGUCUUUCAAAUGUAUCCCUUAUGUAUAAAAUAUAAAUAUAUUCUAAAUAAAUAUAAUUUUCACGUUCA